AGACCAGAGAUUUGGUGCAGGCGUGGACCGAGCGAAGGUGCAAACUCUUUAACACUCUCACGAGAAAAUAUGAGAUUUGACUGAUUAUUGUUUACAUUGCAAAAAAACAAAACAAAAUAUGAGAACCGAACCGAAUCGAUCCGCACUAAACUGAGGCAUCCUGACCCAGCUGGCACAACUUCAGAAACACUUUGGCUUCUUCCUCACGUCUGGCAAAAGAGAGACAAGACGCAACUUUGUUUUGGUGGAGCUACAAAGCAAGAAAAGGAAAAGACAAGACGGGCAUCGGCGCUGCUUUGGGCAUCACUUGGCACCAGGUGGAAAAGUGGUCAUCUUUGGGGUCGUGCGCCUUUGUGUGGAGCCAGAGAGCCUCCAGAGACACUGUGUGCGUGAUUGUCUUCAGGGGGUGUUCGAUGUGAUGGGUUUCCCCGCCUAGGUGGCAUAGCAGAGCGGGUUCGGAAUACCCAGAGUGGUCGCGGCCUCCGUCUGGAAUCCACCGGUGUCUGCCUCCCCCGCGCCCCGGCCUUCAGCGUUUGGAGCCCAGGCAGAAAACACGCGAGGGACGGGGCUGUGCGCGCGGCCUGCAGCCAGUCAGGGAACAACGGGGACGACAUCAGGCUUAACUGCAGGCCCUCCCGUGGACCGAACCGUGAUCAGAGCCACCAUGAUGGAAGAACUGCACAGCCUGGACCCCCGGAGACAGGAGCUGCUGGAGGCGCGCUUCACUGGGGUCGGCGUCGCUAAGGGUUCAGGCCAAAGUCAGAAUGAGUCAUCCAAUCAGAGCCUAUGCAGUGUGGGCUCGCUCAGUGACAAGGAACUGGAGACUCCUGAAAAGAAGGCGAAUGACCAGAGGGUUCGCAAAAGAAAAGCGGAUCACUUUGAUGGCAGCCAAGGCAAAUCAGGAGCAAGAGGACACAAAAUUAGUGAUUAUUUUGAGUUCGCGGGGGGUACUGGGCCUGGAACCAGUCCUGCCCGGGGCAUACCUCCAGUUGUCCGCUCGUCUCCUCAGCACUCGCUCUCAAACCCUCCUGUGACGGUGCAGCAGGGAAGCCCCUCGUCCGUCGGCUCGUCAAACACAGAGCUGUCCUCAUGUUCACUGAAGCCGCUGUCUCUUCUUCUGCUGCACAAAGCCACACAGUCGGACCUUACUCUAGAGAAAUUAACAGCAAUAGAGAACAACAAGAACUCUGACCUGGAGAAGAAAGAGGGGAGGAUAGACGAUUUACUGAGGGCAAACUGUGACCUGAGGAGACAGAUAGAUGAACAACAGAGGAUGCUAGAGCGAUACAAGGAACGCUUAAAUAAAUGUGUCACCAUGUCCAAGAAGCUGUUGAUCGAAAAGUCCAAACAGGAGAAGAUGGCGUGUCGGGACAAAAGCAUGCAGGACCGACUGAGGCUGGGACACUUCACCACAGUGAGACACGGAGCAUCCUUCACAGAGCAGUGGACAGACGGAUACGCCUUUCAAAACCUUAUCAAACAACAAGAAAGGAUCAACUCACAGCGCGAAGACAUCGAGAGACAGCGUAAACUACUGGCCAAACGCAAGCCCCCCUCCAUGGCCCAGACCCCCCCUCCCAGUUUAGAGCAAAACAAAAGGAAGAGCAAAGCCAACGGCACUGAGAGUGAAACAUUAUCACAAGCCGAGUAUCACGAGCAAGAAGAAAUUUUUAAACUUAGACUAGGCCAUCUUAAAAAGGAGGAAGCCGAGAUUCAGGCAGAGCUGGAGAGAUUGGAACGAGUCCGAAAUUUGCACAUUCGAGAACUCAAAAGGAUUCACAAUGAAGAUAACUCCCAGUUCAAAGAUCACCCAACGUUAAAUGAUAGAUAUCUGCUUCUCCACUUACUGGGACGAGGAGGUUUCAGUGAAGUUUACAAGGCUUUUGACUUGACGGAGCAGAGGUAUGUUGCUGUUAAAAUCCACCAGUUGAACAAGAAUUGGAGGGAUGAGAAGAAAGAAAAUUAUCACAAGCACGCAUGCAGAGAGUACAGAAUCCACAAAGAGCUGGACCACCCUCGCAUAGUUAAACUCUACGACUACUUUUCGCUCGACACCGACUCGUUCUGCACGGUGCUGGAGUACUGUGAGGGAAACGACCUGGACUUUUACCUGAAGCAGCACAAACUGAUGUCAGAGAAGGAAGGUCGCUCCAUCAUCAUGCAGAUCGUCAACGCGCUCAAGUACCUCAACGAAAUCCGACCACCAAUCAUCCACUACGACCUCAAACCCGGUAAUAUCCUCCUAGUGAACGGCACGGCCUGUGGGGAGAUCAAGAUCACAGACUUCGGCUUGUCCAAAAUCAUGGAUGACGACAGCUACAACUCUGUGGACGGCAUGGAGCUGACGUCGCAGGGGGCAGGGACCUACUGGUACCUGCCUCCCGAGUGCUUCGUCGUCGGUAAAGAGCCUCCAAAAAUCUCAAACAAAGUGGACGUUUGGUCUGUGGGAGUGAUCUUCUACCAAUGUCUGUACGGCCGAAAGCCGUUUGGACAUAACCAGUCGCAGCAGGACAUCCUCCAAGAGAACACCAUCCUGAAGGCCACAGAUGUGCAGUUCCCUCCUAAACCUGUAGUCACACCAGAAGCAAAGGCCUUUAUACGGCGCUGUCUAGUGUAUCGUAAAGAGGACCGCAUAGACGUGCAUCAGUUGGCCAGUGACCCGUUCCUGAUGCCUCACAUCCGAAAGUCUGUGAACUUCUCGGGGUCGUCAGGGACCGCCGUGGCCUCCACCUCCAGCUCCUCCAACAGCAGCGCCUCCAACUGAGCCCACCCCAAAAAAAACAGACACACGGGCGGAUGGCAGAGGGGCUCCAUAGCAUCCCAGAGCCGACAUGGAGAGCCAGAGAGCCAACACGGAGAGCCCGGGGGAGAGCGCUCAGAUGGGGCAGUGGAGCGGUCGUGCCCUCAGGCUCUCCCCAGCCUGCUUUCUCCAGAGGGGGGCGCUGUUCUGGGGGUCAAAGCCCUAGAAAGUUUGGCAGUGUGGCGUAUGGGGACUUCGUUUCUUUUCUGCUUCAAAUAAAAAAAGAGAGAUUUAUUAGAAGUAUGGAUCUGCUUCAGCUCGGCCAUAAGGGACACAGACUGCUGAAGGCCUACAUAUCCCAUAAUGCAUCACUCCCGUGCAUGAGCUGGUCCAGACCCAGCCUGAUGUCCCUAAGCUCAAACUGUCCUCUCGUCUGUUGAACCAGAAUACCAGUUUGGGCCUGUUUUAUACCCAAAAUCCCACGUUUCCCUUAAAUUCCAUAUAUUUUGUUACGAGGAGAGAUGAGCCCUUCCCUCCAUUUCCUCCUUGUUCCUUUUCCUGUGACCAAAGCUUAAAACUUCCAGCUGGUGGCGCUGUUCCACCAAUGUUUUUAUAAUGAAUGGUUUUAGAGACGUGUUACUUGAUGCAGAGUGGAAGCGUUUGAGGAUAGAUUACCCCAUUUUACAUUUUUUUCAAAAGGUUUUCAGUUUGAGCAGUUUUCUGGACACAAACUGCUGAUUUUCAAGUUGCCUUUUCUUAGAGCAGUUCUCGUUUGGGUUGACCUCCCUCUCUACCAUAACACAUAUUUAUUUAGGUAUGUUUGAAUUUAUUUUUGGCCAAUGAAAUGCAAGGAACUGCUUCACGUUCUAGUACUGUCGGGCGAGACGGGCCUUAGCCGAGUCGCAUAAACCAUUAAAAACUAUUGGUUAAAACAC
Messenger RNA from Periophthalmus magnuspinnatus, 3675 nucleotides. RefSeq names its product tousled-like kinase 2 (gene tlk2). Gene Ontology annotation, molecular function: ATP binding; protein serine/threonine kinase activity. The coding region runs from base 665 to 2764 and encodes 699 amino acids. Gene Ontology annotation, cellular component: nucleus. The transcript has 21 exons. Gene Ontology annotation, biological process: chromosome segregation; peptidyl-serine phosphorylation; intracellular signal transduction. NCBI's taxonomy places the organism in Eukaryota, Metazoa, Chordata, Actinopteri, Gobiiformes, Gobiidae. The record is from RefSeq and is a predicted model, not a curated record.